AGGAGAUGGUUGCGGAAUCUGUGGCGGCUGCGGGCCAGGCAGCUGGCGAGCAGGACGCUGCUGUGGAGCACCGGGGGAACAAGAAGCUCCAGGCCAGAGGCGGGUGAAAGAGGAAGCGGCUUUGUCUCCAGAUUCGGUGUAAAUCUGGCCCCGUUUUUAUGCACCUGAUGAGAACCUGCACGUCCCAGCGCUUAAUUUUCUCAUCUCCAAGGUGCCCUGCCGUUUGAGGCCUCGGUGUGCCCCCUCAGUUCGCUACAUUCUUCCAGGAGCAGCAGAAAAUGAUCACAUCCCAGAUUGAGCAGAAGUGUGUUUUUCUAGGGAUCACUGUCAUUCAGGGAUGUGACUGUGGGCUUCACCCAGGAGGAGUGGCAGCACCUGGACCCUGCUCAGAGGACGCUGUACAGGGACGUGAUGCUGGAGAACUACAGCCACCUCAUCUCAGUAGGGUUUUGCAUCCCUAAACCAGAAGUGAUCCUCAAGUUGGAGCAAGGAGAGGAGCCAUGGAUAUUGGAGGAAGAGUCCCCAAGCCAGAGUGUCCCAGAAUUAAUUAAUAGCAGUAGAAACUAUUCAAGAAAGAAGUUUGAUGAAUUUAACAAAGGUAGAAAAUGGUUCCAUGAUGACAAGCAUGAAGGAAUUCACUCUGAAGAGAAACCUUAUGAAUAUAAUAAAAAUGGGAAUGGCCUCUGUCUUAAUGAAGACUCUGUUCAGCAUCAAAAAAUUCAAAUUUUGGAGCAAUCUUUUGAAUACAGUGAAUGUAGGAAAGCUUUCCAUGAGAAUUCACUCUUUGUUAUACAUAAGAAUCCUUACACAGGACAGAACACCUGUGAAUACACUGAAUACAGAAAAACCUUCUGUGAUAUGUCAUCUCUCUUUGCUCAUCAGAGAACACAUCCAAAAGAGAAUCACUAUGAAUUUAAUGAAUGUGGAGAAAAUUUCUUUGAGGAAUCCAUUCUCUUUGAACAUAAUGUUCACCCUUUGAGCCAGAAGUCAGAUCUCAUUCCAAUUCAGAGAAACCACUCAAUUGACAAUAUAAUUGAAUAUAAUGAAUGCAGAAACUUCUUCAAUGAAAAAUUAGUCUUUGGCAUACAACAGAGCAUACAAACAGCAGAAAAACGCUAUGAAUGUCAUGAAUGUGGAAAAACCUUCAACAAGAAGUCAGCCCACACAAGACAUCGGAGAACCCACACUGGGGAAAAAUCCUGUGAAUGUCAUGAAUGUGGGAAAACUUUCUGCAAGAAUUCAGACCUCAUUAAACAUCAGAGAAUUCAUACAGGGGAGAAACCUUAUGAAUGUCAAGAAUGUGGGAAAUCCUUCAGUGAAAAGUCAACCCUCACCCAACAUCAUAGAACACACACAGGGGAGAAACCAUAUGAAUGUCAUGAAUGUGGAAAAUCCUUCUCAUUUAAGUCAGUCCUUACUGUACAUCAGAAAACACACACAGGGGAGAAGCCCUAUGAAUGCUAUGAAUGUGGGAAGGCCUUUCUCAGAAAAUCAGACCUCAUUAAACAUCAAAGAACUCACACAGGGGAAAAACCUUAUGAAUGUAAUGAAUGUAGGAAAUCCUUCUCUGAGAAGUCAACUCUCACUAAACAUCUGAGAACUCAUACAGGCGAGAAGCCCUAUGAAUGUACUGAAUGUGGAAAAUUUUUCUGCUACUACUCGGGUUUCACAGAACAUCAGAGGAGACAUACAGGAGAGAAACCUUUUAGAUGUAAUGAAUGUGGGAAAAACUUCCGUCAGAAAUCAGCCCUAAUUGUUCAUCAGAGAACUCAUGUAAGACAGAAACCCUAUGAAUGUAAUGAAUGUGGAAAGUCAUUCUGUGUGAAGUCAAAACUCACUGCACAUCAUAGAACACACACAGGGGAGAAACCCUAUGAAUGUAAUGUUUGCAGGAAAUCAUUCUAUGUGAAGUCAAAACUUACUGUACAUCAGAGGACACAUUUGGGAAGAAACCCUAUAAAUAUAAUAAGUGAGGGAAAUCACUCUGGGUGAAGUCAAGAGUUUAUAGAACAAAGAACACAAAGCAGGGAGAAAAAUCUAUUAAGAUUUUGAGAACAUCUUUGGUCUAAAGUCAGUUCUCAUAAUACAGCAGAGAACUUACAGAAGGAAGAAAAUAAUAUGAUAUUCUGGACAUAGGAAAAUUUUCUACUGGAAUUUGGACCAUACAGUGUAUCAGAAAGCUCAGAGUACAGAAAACCUACUGGUGAAUGAAUACAGGGAACCUUCUGCCCAAAGCCACACUUCACUAAACAUCAGAGAAAUCACACAGGGUAGAAACCUCUAUCAGUAUUCACAGAGAAGACUUCAUCCACAGGCCAGAGAAAAUGUACAAACUAUAGGAAGUUAUAGGAAAGCAUUUACUAGGAGUUGGUGUUUUAUUGGACUUGUGUGAAAUGUUUGAAGUAGCAUUUCAGUGGACAUCAGAUAGUAAUUUAAGUGGGUAGAAGCUUUAAGUUAAACCUAAGUUUAUCAUACAUCAGCAACUUUGAACUGAAGUGUCUAGCAUUUAGGAGAUGUGGAGAACGUUUGCAUUUAAACAUAGCAUUUAUACAAUUUGGCCUAUUGUUGGGUGUGCUAUUCCUUCCAAUUUAAGGUACUGGACAUCAACUGGAACCAGGGGUUGUAAGCAACUCACAUGUUUAUUGCUCAGGCAUAUGGAAAACAAGGGAAGAUUUUAAGCAAGAGGACCCACCUGCAAGAAGAUUUUCUGAUGUCCAGGUAGAGAGAGAGAGAGAUCCUGGUCUUGGUGAUAUACAUAUGACAGCAGCUUGCCAGCAGGAUUUCUGAUUAAUUGUGAGGCUGACUAAUUUUGAGUGGCCUGUCCUGAAAUGGUGGAUCAAAGGGGCAAUGUAGGUUCCUUGAAUGCAGCUACCUGGUGUAGUGGAAGUGGUAUGAAAUAUAGGUAGUUUCUGCCUUACCAGUGUUUUAACAGUUUGGCCAGAUGCCAUCCUGCUGUGAAGUGUGACCUACUGCAACCAACUUUAUUUAUCCACAUACUGAACAUGUUUCGCAUGUGAUACAAUGAUUUUUUAAAAAGCAGAACAUUCAUGUACAAACAUAUACACUGUUAAGUAUGGAGCUUUAAAAAGCACAAAUAGAUUUUACUACUGAGUAAGAUACAGUAGUUUGCAGCAGACCAGUGCACUCACUAAGAACAACUAGAAAAGCAGUUCACAAAAAGCAUCUAUUUACUUGCAACCUAUUGUUGCAGAAGCAAAGAGGGCUAGAAUGGUAAAAUUCAGGAGAGGAGUGAAUGACAGAAAGUAUAUGGGAAAAUAUAGCUGUUUUUCCUGGGAGCACCUGCUAAUUCUGGCUACAGGGAGGAACCUGAAUAUUGAGCUUGGCUCAGGCAGAGGGCUAUAGCUUGGUGGGGCAAGGGGGGUUAGGGUGCAGGGAGACCAGAAACCAGGGAACGGUGAACUUUGCCAGUCAAUGCUGGAGUGAAAAAUUCUGAAACAUGAGAGGCUUCAAACACACAGCCAGUUUCUCAAAAUCUUGAGAAUACUGACACAGGGCAGGAACUUGAAAAUCUAAGCUCAAAAACACAAGUAGAUUUUCUUUUUCAGUACUGAGAAAAAAAUGAAUAGAAUUCAGGAACUGCCAGUAGGAUGGGCCCCUGGCAAACACAGCAUGCUAUCAAUAAAAGCACAAGGUCAUACCAGAGGUAGAUUGUACCUUACCAAAACUGCAAACAAUCUGAGUCAUAUUUAAAAAUCUACCCAGAAAGAAAACUCAUAGGAACAGAUGGCUUCACUGCAGUUAUUCUAAAUAUUAAAAGAAGACAUAAUACCAAACUUUUAUAAACUUUUCCAGAGAUAGAAAGAUAGGAAUUUUCCUGUUCACUUUAUGAGGCCAGUACAACUUUGAUACCAAAACCUUUAAGACAUUUCAGGAAAGUAAAGUUAUAGACCACUAUCUUAUGAAUUUAGAUACAAAAUCCUAAAAUUAAAAAAAUUCCAGCCAUAUCAAAGGACAAUAUAUCUUGACUAAAUGAUGUUUACUAGAGGAAUCAAAGGAUAGAUUUAGUAUUUCAAAUUCAAUCCAUUUGGCCUUCUACUCCUCUCUCUGAUUCUUUCUCCCUUGCACUUUGUAAAUUUCUCUUCUGCCUUCCCUUCCUAGAGUCGAAAAGGCAGAAUAGGUCUGCCGUGAGGGAUGAGAAAGGUGUUGUGGUGAUGUGCCAACCUGCAUCAAGAGUGCUGGGGGCAAGUGGAAGAGAUGGUUAGUAUGGCUGAGAUACUGGUAACACUGAGCAGAUAAGUAAAUGUAUUGAAGAUGAUGAGAGCCAGGUUUCUCACUGUUGGAAAAGGUAUCUAUAAAAAUGGAAAGGGGGGAAGCUAGAAAACCACCUGGAGUGUUGGACUGGAAUGAUACUCAUUUUAAAUACACAGAAAUAAUUAUAGUAGUCGUUGUGUGUGUGUUUGUGUGUAUUUUAUGGAUCUGUCUACUGACACCUCAGUAGCACUGAGCACACCAAUUACCAGGUUAUUAAUUACUAAAUACUAUCCUCCCACCAAAAAUUGAGCAGGUCUCUGGAGUGAUAGCUUAUUCCAAGUCAGAGAUGGGGAGGAAUAUCUAUCAGACAAUAAGAAAAUGUUCUAAGAAUUAUGGAAACAUGUCAAAAGAACAAAAGAACUACUUUGGACAGGUUCCAGUGGCCAAAUUUGAGACAGUUUGAACAUCAAAACAAAUAACAAUAGAAUCAUAGUAUAAGUGACUUAAAAAUGGGAAUCCAAUAAUUUGUACAGAUAUAAAUAAGUGAAUAAAUACAUAGAGGAGGGAAAGCUUUCUUUAUAAGCCAACUAAUAAAUGUAGGAGGAAUAAUGGCAACAGAAAAAACACUAUUUGGCAACCAUCAUACUGGUAGUUGAUUCAGUAAGUAGUUGCCAACAUAGGCUAGAGUUUGUGGGUAGAAGUUUAAUGAAGAACAGGUAUUGGCAUUAUCUCCAAAUAUUUCGCCACAAAAUACUAAUCAACUAAAAGGUGAAAAUAGUGAUUUUUAUGAUAAACCUGGCAGACAUCAACAUAAUCAAGUGAUCAAAGUUCACUUCACCAAUGGUAGGACAGGUCAACGUAAUGUACUCCCUGGUGAGAUGCUCUGAGAAGAGCCAACACAUUUGUGCUGUAUUCUUACCAAGAAAGCAUAGCCAGAGUAUGCUAAUGCGGAGAUACCAGAUGAACCCGCUUGAAAGGUUAUAUUAUAGAAUGUAAAGCCUGUAUUUAAAUUGUCAAGGACAUAAAAGGAAAAGACUGGGAGACUGUUCCAGGUUGGAGUAGACUGAAGAUGUUUUAAAAUAAAAACAAAAAGGAAAAAUAGAAUAGUUGGGACAAUAAAGAGUGUGUAAAUUGGAUGGUAGUGUUUAUUUCCAGACUUGGGUCCGUAAGUAAGUAAGUGUUCAGGAAAAUACACAAGUACAUAGGGGAAACGAAGUCUCGUGUCUGCAGGUUAUUUUCAAACGCUUUAGAAAAAGAGUAAUGAAUGUGUGUGUGUGUAGAGACAGAGUUCAAGUAUGUGGGGACAGAUGGAGAAAAUGCAGUGCACAGGGGGAAAUCGGAAUGAGUUUUUUCUACUAGUGACUUUAGUAAGCUUGAAAUCAUAUCCAAGCAAAUACUUACUUAAAAGUUUAAGUCAAUUGAUGUAGCCUACCACAUUAGAAAAAAAUAAGUUAAACCAUAUUAGUGUCUCAGUAGAUGUAGAAAACAUUUGAUAGAACUUUACACAUAUUCAUGAUUAAAAAACUACACUAGAAAUAGAAGGAAACUUCAUUAAAAACAAACAAAAAGCUAACAUACAACAAACAUCAAACUAAGUAGAUGAAUACUGGAAUAUUUCUUCCUGAUAUUAAUAAUGAGACAAGGACCUCCCUGGUGGCGCAGUGGUUAAGAAUCCACCUGCCAGUGCAGGGGACAUGGGUUCGAACCCUGGUCC
Messenger RNA from Balaenoptera musculus (blue whale), 5926 nucleotides. Its product is annotated as zinc finger protein 37A-like. Lineage: Eukaryota; Metazoa; Chordata; Mammalia; Artiodactyla; Balaenopteridae. The transcript has 5 exons. Gene Ontology annotation, biological process: regulation of transcription by RNA polymerase II. Bases 412 to 1992 code for a protein of 526 amino acids. The record is from RefSeq and is a predicted model, not a curated record. Gene Ontology annotation, molecular function: RNA polymerase II cis-regulatory region sequence-specific DNA binding; DNA-binding transcription factor activity, RNA polymerase II-specific.